UGGAGGAGAGCAUAGGAGAGCACGCACACUGUCAAGUUUUACAAGGGAGUAUCGUUAAAACAGUCAUGUCGUACACCUGCAUCAGCUGCCGUGUACAGUUCUCUGAUGGGGAUGUUCAGCGGGCUCAUUAUAAAGAAGAUUGGCAUCGCUACAAUCUGAAAAGGAAGGUGGCAGACAUGCCUCCAGUCACUGCGGAAAACUUCCAUGAACGAGUGCUGGUACAGCGGGCAUCAGCAGAACAGCAGAUCCAGGGCAGCGGGCAUGGCUCUGUGUACUGUGCCACCUGCAACAAAAAUUUCUCCAGUGAUAAUGCCUACACAAAUCACAUCCAGUCCAAUAAACACCAGCAGGCAGAGAGGAAAGCCCUGACUGCCGCCCAGAAGACUGUCCAGCGAAUGAAUGAGAAGAAUCUGGAGAAAGGGGUGGAGAUUGACAAGGAUGCACAGAAUGAAGCUCUUCAGAAGGCACUCAAAGAGCAGCAGAGACACACCCCCUCUGAAGCCACACCUACAGAGAGGCAGGUUCGACAGUGGCCGGACAAACCACCUCGGCUGCAGUGGUUCGAGCAGCAGGCCAAGAAGCUUGAGGAGGGCGAGAAUGUGGAGGAGGAGGAGUGGGAGGAUGUUGUUGUUGAUGAUGAUGAGGAGGAUAUGGACGGAGAUGAAGAAGAGGAGAUGGAGGAGGAGGACUCUGCGUCCGGAGCUGCUCAGGCCCCUGGUUCAAUCCCAGUUACAGAUUGUAUGUUCUGUGGGCAUCACUCGCGCUCACUGACACGAAAUGUAGCACACAUGACCAAAACACACAGCUUCUUCCUCCCAGAUAUUGAGUAUCUGGUCGACCUCAAAGGACUUAUUUCAUAUCUGGGAGAGAAGGUCGGUUUGGGCAAAGUGUGCUUAUGGUGUAAUGAGAAAGGCAAAUCAUUCUACUCUACGGAAGCAGUUCAGGCACACAUGACCGACAAGAGUCACUGUAAGCUCUUCACAGAUGGAGAUGCUGCACUUGAGUUUGCAGACUUCUUCGACUUCAGGAGUAGUUAUCCUGAUGCUAAAGAUGGAGAUGAUAUGGAGAUGAAGGAUGGCGAUCUACCUGAUGAAAAGACAGUAGAGGUUGAUGACGAAACGCUGGAGCUCACUUUACCCUCAGGUGCCAAGAUUGGCCAUCGCUCUCUGAUGAGGUACUAUAAGCAGAGGUUUGGGGUUCAGAGGGCACUGGUUCCAGCUCGUAACCAAAAGGCUGUAGGUCGAGUCCUUAAACAAUACAGAGCACUUGGCUGGGGAGGAGACUUUGGAAAGGGCUUUGUGAGCCAGCAGCAGAAGGACAUGCAGUAUGUGCAGAGAAUGAAGUCCAAGUGGAUGCUGAAGAUGGGCAUGAACAACAACACCACCAAACAGACCCAUUUCAGAGCACAAGUCCUGUUCUAAGAUAUGAACUUGAAUAUGCUCGUUCAAAUAAAACGUGUUAUGCUGCUGCUGAUGUAAAAAUUGGAAAUAAAAAUGUGUUGUGUGUAUAAAGAUGGAAUAUGAUACUUUAAAAAAGUAGUGUAGGAGUAAAAAAAAUCUUUCUCUAGAUAUUUGGAGAUACAAUAAUGUGCUAACCCAGAAUAAACAUCAGAAGACCAUUUUGGGUUUUGAAAACUAUUCAGUGACAUUACUACCAUUUGUAAGCUUAUUACUGCUUGUAAGGAAACAUAGAUUGUAUAGAGCAACAUAUGGAUUAUUAAUAAAAAUAAAAU
Molecule: messenger RNA, 1732 nt
Organism: Xyrauchen texanus (razorback sucker)
Lineage: Eukaryota; Metazoa; Chordata; Actinopteri; Cypriniformes; Catostomidae
Product: cytoplasmic 60S subunit biogenesis factor ZNF622-like
Exons: 7
Coding region: 66-1421 (451 amino acids)
Biological process (GO): ribosomal large subunit biogenesis
Cellular component (GO): preribosome, large subunit precursor
Molecular function (GO): zinc ion binding; nucleic acid binding
Source: RefSeq, a predicted model, not a curated record